This is a messenger RNA of Alternaria rosae, 1404 nucleotides long. RefSeq names its product glycosyl hydrolase catalytic core-domain-containing protein. The coding region runs from base 311 to 1258 and encodes 315 amino acids. The record is from RefSeq and is a predicted model, not a curated record. Gene Ontology annotation, cellular component: fungal-type cell wall. The transcript is spliced from 2 exons. NCBI's taxonomy places the organism in Eukaryota, Fungi, Ascomycota, Dothideomycetes, Pleosporales, Pleosporaceae. Gene Ontology annotation, biological process: fungal-type cell wall polysaccharide metabolic process.
CUCCUGACAGCUUUGGGAAUUUUUGCUGGCUGAGCUAGCUAGAAGAGUUGGAAUUUCCGUGGAAGGUGCUCUUGCUCUGUUACCUAUCUGAUCGCCUCCUGCUGUCUAUAUCAUCUUUGCGAAUUGCGACGAGCAAAGAGCUAUCUUGAGGUGUCCCUGAGUAGCGACAUCUAACCGCACGACAACGUAACGAUUAGCAACCCAUCGACGUGUCGCCGGUACCGAAUAUCCCAGAUCCACUUCCAAAACAGUCGAAUUUCAUACAUCGCUACGCCGCAGAACACUCCAUCAGACAACCCUCAUAGCAAAGAUGCGACGCACCGCCCUCCUCACCGCCGCAACGGCGCUGCUCACUACCACAACCUCCACAACCGCACAAUCCACGGCCUCCACAUCAUCAAAACGCGGCCUCGUCUACGUCCCUUCUGAUGGCCACCCAGACGACGACAAGAUCUGGACAACCGGCCCAUCGCCUCCAACAUGGUACUACAACUAUCAAAAAGACCCUUCAUCCGCCUACAAAGGCAACCCAGACAUGCAAUUCGUCCCCAUGCUCUGGGGCGCCUCUGACAGCGACACCGGCACCCCGUUCCUCGACUCCGUGAAGCAGCAGAUCAAAGACGGAGCCAACAUAACAGCCGUUCUCGGUUUCAACGAACCCGACGGCGGCCACUCCACCGGCGGCUCCAACCUCGCCGUCACCACCGCAGCCGCGCGCUGGAAAGCCGAAAUCGAGCCCCUCAAGGAACUCGGCAUCAAAUUAGGUGCACCGGGUGUCACAGGUGCGGAAUCCGGAUGGCAGUGGUUGGAAAACUUCUUCAACGAGUGCGAUGGCGGGUGCAAUCCCGAUUUUAUCCCUGUGCAUUGGUAUGGCAACUUUGAGGGUAUGAUGAGCCAUAUUGGACGCGUUACGACGAUGUGGCCCAAUAUGACGGUUUGGGUCACGGAGUAUGGAUACCCGAAUCAGCCGCUCGAGGAGACGCAGAGUUUUUAUAACAUGAGUGCGCAGAGCUUUGAUAGUUGGCCGAACAUCACACACUACUCCUACUUCGGCGCUUUCCGCUCCGACGUCAGUAAUGUCGGCGCGAACGCUGCUAUGCUUACCCAGGACGGCGAGUUGACGGAUAUCGGGUCGUGGUACAUGGGCGGUGCGGCUACGAACAAUGUUCCUGAGGCUUCGGGCGCGUCGGCGAUGGGAGCUGCACCGGCUACCUUUGCCCUCAGCUUGGUGGCGAUGUUGUUCUCGUACUUCGCUUAAGGCUGUGAAGAGAUCUCUUGAUUGGUACACUGGCUACGUGGACUGUUCGACUCGGAGUCUUGGCAGGAGUGAGUAUGGAACUGCUUUCCAGUGUGGAAUGGCAUGCUGAUGAGAUGUAGCCAGUUAGCAAAGGGCUCAUGAAAGAA